Molecule: messenger RNA, 1059 nt
Organism: Adineta ricciae
Lineage: Eukaryota; Metazoa; Rotifera; Eurotatoria; Adinetida; Adinetidae
Source: the annotation of a GenBank genome assembly
AUGGGUCGUGUUUUACUUCUCCUCUUGAGUGUUGUUUUUACAUCAUCAUCAAUAACAAACGCCUUUCUUUUCGACAAGAAAGGUCUGUUCCUUGUUCCAUCAGUUGCGUUUCGUGAUCGUUCGUCAGCAUCGCAAUGGACUUUAUACAAUCAAGGAUGGCAUUACGAAGAAAAUCCUGUGAAAGCUUUAUUGAUGGAGAAAUCCUUGGAGCUUAUUGUUCAGAAAGAUCUGGAUCGAAACCGAGUGAAAAUGUUCACAGCCGAAGGAAAAGAAAAGAAAGAUGUGUGUAUUGAUGGUCUCACCCGAUCGAUGUGUACAAAAACCGAUAAUGAAGGCCGUAUUAAAAAUCCAUUUACGAUGACCAAUGAGGAAAUUGAAUUGCUUCGUCAACCAGGUGGCAAUGGAGGUAAAGUUACUUUCCAAGCGUCAAUUCCAAAAAAGAACAUCAAAACGCAAGGUGAAGUUUAUUUAUGUGACGACGAAGGUGUAACUUUCAUCAGUGAUAUUGAUGAUACAAUUAAAAUAACUGAAGUGACGUCAUCGACUCAAACAUUAAUUAACACGUUUAGUGGCGAUUUCAAAGCAGUACCAGGUAUGGCCGAGAUCUAUCGACACUGGGCAGGUCAGUACAAUGCAACCUUUGCAUAUCUGACAGCAUCGCCCGAUCAAUUAUAUCCGUUUUUACGUGAAUUUUUUGACCGGGAACAGUUCCCAUCGGGUUCGGCUCACAUGAGACAUUUCACAUGGUUCGAUGUGAACUUUAUCUCGUUUUUCAUGUCGUCAAAUUACAUCAAGAAGAAAACGGAAACGUUAGAAAUGUUCUUACAGAAUACACGCAAUCGUCGGUUCAUUCUACUCGGUGAUAUCUUUCAAAAAGAUUCGGAUAUCUAUGCGAGCGUCUACGCAAACUAUCCAGAUCGUAUAGCGAAAAUUUUCAUUCGAAAGUAUGCUAAUGAUGUUGACGGUCAACAACGAUUGGAAACUAUUUUCAAAGAUAUUCCACGGGAAAAAUGGGCAACGUUCGAAACCGGUGCUGAUCUUCCGCGAAGUAUUUUUUAA